GGUCCUCCCUAAGUAGACACCCUAACCCUAUACCCAUGUGUGCUCAUAGAUCCCCUGGGUUCCUGCUGUAACAUUAAUGUGUGACGUUUGUGUUUGUGUUUGUGUUUGUCCCGUCCUCAGGUCCUCCUUCCUCCACACCUCCUCUCCUCUCUCUCUUUUCCUCUGGUCCUCCUCGAGUGAUGAGCGGUGAGCGCGUGCACAGCGUCAACCUGCACAACUUCAGCUCGUCGGUGCUGGAAACCCUGAACGAGCAGCGCCAGCGCGGACACUUCUGCGACGUCACCGUGCGCAUCCAUGGCAGCAUGCUCCGGGCACACCGCUGUGUGCUGGCCGCCGGCAGCCCCUUCUUCCAGGACAAGCUGCUCCUGGGCUACAGUGACAUUGAGAUCCCUGCGGUGGUGUCGGUGCAGUCCGUGCAGAAGCUCAUUGACUUUAUGUACAGCGGCGUGCUGCGCGUCGCCCAAUCAGAGGCCCUGCAGAUCCUCACCGCCGCCAGCAUCCUGCAGAUCAAGCGCGUCAUCGAUGAGUGCACACGCAUCAUGGCGGGGACCCCCGGCGGGUUCGGCGGCGGCGACUCCUGCCAGGAGACCACUCCGCGUGGGACCCCCGAGUCGGGCACCUCGGGCCCCAGCAGCGACGCGGAGAGCGGCUACAUGAUGGCGGCCAGCGUGGUGGCGGCGGCACAGCAGCAGCAGCAGCACGGCCUGGAGAGGGUCUACACCUCGCUCUACAGCGGCCUGGGCGUCCAGAACGGCAAGGACACCGCCGGGCACCACCAGGGUUACCUGCACUCGGGCGGCGGCGGCGGCGCCGGCAACCAGGGGCAGACCCAGCAGGGUCCGGAGCCGGCCUGGAUCGCCCGGAUCCACGAGAGAUCCCAGCUGGCCGUGGAGCGGUACCUCAGCACCACGCCCGAGAGCUCCGGGCACUGCCGCAAGCAGCCGCGCCCCGUCAGGCUCCACCCAGGAGCAGGGCUGCACAUUAAACAGGAGGCGGAGGACGACUACAGCAGCUACCUGUCCUACACCUCCUCCGGAGGGGGUCUGGCUGGAGGGGACGAGGGCUCCGAGAGCGAGCCCAAGGGCGAGAGCUUCGACUCGGGCGUGAGCUCCUCCGUGGGCACCGAACCGGACUCCGCCGACCAUCACCAUCAGCAGCAUCACUUCCUGUUUGGGAGCCGGGAGGAAACCACAUCAGACGCUGAAGCUGGAGGGGGCGUGGUCAGCAUGUCACAUCACCAUCAUGCCCCGCCCUCCUCCCUCUCUGUGGCUCGUAUCGAGGUCAGUGAUUCGUCCCCGGAGCGCACGCUCCACGAGUCCGACAUCGUGUCCGGCACCAGUCCCGUGGAGACGUUGAUCGCGCAGUCGCCGGGGUCGUCGCUGCCCUCCGCCCAGCUGUACCUGCGGCAGGCCUGCGAGAGCCCCGCUGGGGGGUUGCGUCUGCCACUCACCCUCACCAGCAACACCCAGGUCAUGGGCACCGCCGGGAACACCUACGUCCCGGCCAUCUUCGCCAGCCCGCCCUCCAGCGCCAACAAGCCCUUCCUCUUCAGCCUGCCCCAGUCCAUGGGGUCUGGUGGUGGGGGGGCGGGGGGGCAGUUUGUAUCCGUGCCUCCGGCCCCCCCUAGCUCCCACGGGCCAUCCGGUCUGUCCCCGUAUUCUGGGGGAGGGUGCCAGGCGGGUGGGGCCGGAGGGGUUGGCGGGCAGCAGGGGGAGAAGAAGCCGUACGAGUGCACGCUCUGCAGUAAGACAUUCACCGCCAAGCAGAACUUCGUCAAGCACAUGUUUGUGCACACAGGUGAGAAGCCACACCAGUGCAGCAUCUGCUGGAGAUCCUUCUCCCUGAAAGACUACCUGAUCAAGCACAUGGUGACUCACACAGGGGUGCGCGCCUACCAGUGCUCCAUCUGCAACAAGCGCUUCACACAGAAGAGCUCCCUAAACGUCCACAUGAGGCUGCACCGCGGAGAGAAGUCCUACGAGUGCUACGUCUGCAAGAAGAAGUUCUCCCACAAGACCCUGCUGGAGCGUCACAUGGCGCUGCAUGCCAGCGGCGUGGGCAUCAGUGUCAGCAGCGGGAUCACGGCCGGGGUGGUGGGUGGCAUCGGAGGGGCCGGCGUGGGCGUGAUCGGAGUGGGGGGGGGGAUGGGCGGAGCCGGGGGAGGGGGCGGGAGUGUUAGUGUGGUGGGAGGAGCCACGGGGAUGGGCAGGGCUAACGUGAGUGGAGCAGCAGCAGGGACUGCGGCGUCUGGGGGAGGGGGGGCCUCCUCCGUGCCCAUGACCCUCCCCGACCCCGGGGUGGUGGUGCCACUCGCCGUGCCAACGGGAGGGGGAGGGGCCGUAUCAGUCGGAGGAGGAGGAGGAGGGGCAGCGGUAGGCGUGGUGUCUGAAGGAGCCGCCUCCCACCUGGAGACUACGACCUACGUGUGCUCCGUCUGUCCCGCCAAGUUCGACCAGAUCGAGAUGUUCAACGACCACAUGCGCAUGCACGUGACGGAUGGCUAACGCCGCAUCACGUCUCACCAGCCAAGCAGACAACCAAUCGGUAAUCCACACAUCUACACGACUCAGCAGCAAGUCCAUAAUACGUCAAGGCAACAGCAAGAGUAUUCUCUCACACGACCCAUUAUGACAUCAUAAGCUCACAGGAAAAACAACUAUUCAAACCCGGCUGUUAUAAACAGGAAAUCAACCCCAACAACAUAAGCUCACAGGAAAACAACAAUUAAAACCCGGCUGUUUCAACAGAAAAAUCAAAGAAAAUAACUUCAGUUUGGGAUGAGUGGAGAAGAUGAAACAAAUGAAUGGAGGAUAUAAAAAACAUAACUAAAAUGGCACUAGAUUUUUUAAUUUUCUUUUUUUUUUAUUGUCUUAAGUGAUCUUUUUGAAGGCAAUGUUUGAAUAUAUAUAUAUGUUGUUAGCACAUGUAUGCUACUACUGGCACAUUUUUGAAAUAUUUUGUCUUUAUCUUACGAUGUUUCCCAGAAAAACGAUGUUUAUGUGUUCUUGUUCUCUUUACAAUAUUAUAAUUUUUUUGGUGUUAAGAAUUCCUUCAUUGUUGCCUUAAAGGCUGUAUGCGGUAACGUUGGCCGACCAGUCCACUGGCUGGAUCUGUAGUCGCAAUAGUUACUAGGCGGCCUCUAAAUAAACUGAUAAAAAAAAGGUAAAUAUUUGUUAAUGCUCUGACUGAGCUUAAAAAUAAGUCCUAUGUGCAUUGCCGAUUUCGUUAUGUGUUAAACACUACCAGAAUCUGGCGGGAAAAAAGAAAAAACCUAAGAUACAAAAACACACAUAUACCAAGCCAGUUCUGUCACGCCCUAAAGCAAGCACUCUUAGUGCGACGUCACCUGUGCAUUUGGAGUUACCUAACAUACAGCACUUGUGAAUGUGCCCACACACACAAAUUGACAGUUUCACACAUGGUCUAGUAUCAUAGUAUUGUAAGUAUUGUACGAUACAAUAUUCCCAAAACAUUGCCGUUUUAAACAUUUCACAGUGUAGAAACGAAAAAACGGAAUAGCUAAGAAUACAAUAUGAACAUUUGGAAUUAGCAGCCUGCAAAUGUUAAGUUGUAGACCGAACUUUGAACAGCUGAUAAGCGUUCAAAAAUUACUGUGGUAUCAAUACAUGUUGACACAAUUUUCUAUUACUUUUUGCGAUGACACAAAGAAAUUUAAAAAAAAAAGUAGAAAAAAUUGAGACACAGAUAUGCCUUGUUCAUUUUUUCAUCUGUGUGGGGAUUGUGAACGUGAGAAUUGUCAACACUGGGUUUGUGAUUAAUGACGAUUAUUGUUGUUACGAUAAUGAUAGUAGUUGCUGUUAUUUAUUGGGAGUUUGCUGAUAUGUCGAGAUAUGUGGGAAGAUGGAAAGCAAUGUUGCAGCUGUUGUUAUGACAAUUAUAAUUGUCAUUUUUAAAAACAAGUGGUACAAUUCGGCUUGUGUUUGUUAGAUGUUAGAAAACUACAGAAAAUUACGAGAAAAAAAAUUCUUUCAUGUAAUGGUGGAAGAAUUAUGCUUUUAUGAAAUAUUUCAUUUUGUUUUCACGUUUUAAUUUCAAAUUAAUUUACAAUUUUCCCAUCAUUGUGGAUGCUGAUCUUACCAAUAAUUAAGUACAUUUUAUAUCACAAAAGCCUGAAGGUCAACUCUUUCCACAGUCUGUGCUUGUUUUUAUAAAUAUCCAGAGCAAAAAAAAAGUUAGUGGAAAACAAUUCUAUACGCUUUAAAGUACCUUAUGUUUGAUUGGUUUGACUUGGACUCCUGCAUCACACUGCCACAAUAAUCCCUCAGUGCAAAAAAAAAAACAAAAAAAAACAAAAAAAAAACAACACGACUGUUUCAGAAGACCUCUUCCACUGACAUGACACAGAUGCACAAACUGAAACAUUCUCCAACUUUAACCAAGAAACGUGGAAAAUGUACAUUUUUGAGAUUUGUGUUCAUAUGAUGAAGAGUUUGAUCAUAAUGGCUCGUUUCAUAAAUAA
Clupea harengus (Atlantic herring) is the source of this 4480-nucleotide messenger RNA. RefSeq names its product zinc finger and BTB domain containing 20 (gene zbtb20). Lineage: Eukaryota; Metazoa; Chordata; Actinopteri; Clupeiformes; Clupeidae. Gene Ontology annotation, biological process: regulation of transcription by RNA polymerase II. The coding region runs from base 180 to 2504 and encodes 774 amino acids. Gene Ontology annotation, molecular function: RNA polymerase II cis-regulatory region sequence-specific DNA binding; DNA-binding transcription factor activity, RNA polymerase II-specific; protein binding. The record is from RefSeq and is a predicted model, not a curated record. The transcript is spliced from 4 exons.